Messenger RNA from Fukomys damarensis (Damara mole-rat), 1181 nucleotides. It is a transcript of the gene Rnf208, whose product is annotated as ring finger protein 208. The transcript has a single exon. The record is from RefSeq and is a predicted model, not a curated record. Gene Ontology annotation, biological process: protein ubiquitination. NCBI's taxonomy places the organism in Eukaryota, Metazoa, Chordata, Mammalia, Rodentia, Bathyergidae. Bases 192 to 1013 code for a protein of 273 amino acids. Gene Ontology annotation, molecular function: ubiquitin protein ligase activity.
CAGAGAGGCCGCUGUGGCCACUGGGGGGCACUCAGCCCCCCCAGGUCUCGCCGGCCGCCCCCAGGAGUCCACGGGGCGGCCGGGGUCUCCAUCAGGCCUGGCAGGACCAAGAUGCUGUUCCCUGUCUGCCCCCUCGCCCCCACCCAACGUCCCCGCCCACCGGAACAUCUGGUGUGACUGGAGUCAGCCGGAUGCCAGCUGACCCUGGGCCCGAGGUGGGCAGCGGCUGGCCGGGCCUCCUCAUGUCCUGCCUGAAGGGCCCACAUGUCAUCCUCAAGAUGGAGGCCAUGAAGAUCGUGCACCCUGAAAAGUUCCCUGAGCUUCCAGCCGCCACCCCUUGCUUCCCACCUGCACCUCGGCCCACCCCUACUCUGGCACCUAAGCGUGCCUGGCCCUCCGACACAGAGAUCAUUGUCAACCAGGCCUGUGGGGGGGAAAUGCCUGCCUUGGAAGGGGCACCCCACACCCCACCCCUGCCACGGCGACCUGGCAAAGGCAGCUCGGAACUGGGCUUCCCCAGAGUGGUGCCAGCGGACGAGGUGAUUGUGAAUCAGUAUGUGAUCCGGCCCAGUCCAGCAGCCUCAGCCAGCUCCUCCUCAUCGUCCUCAUCGUCAUCAGGGGCAGCAGCAGCAGCAGCUGGGGAGCCCCUGGAGUGCCCCACCUGCGGGCACACCUACAAUGUCACGCAGCGGCGGCCCCGGGUGCUGUCAUGCCUGCACUCAGUGUGUGAGCAGUGCCUGCAGAUCCUGUAUGAGUCCUGCCCCAAGUACAAGUUCAUCUCCUGCCCCACCUGCCGCCGUGAGACUGUGCUCUUCACCGACUACGGCCUGGCCGCGCUGGCUGUCAACACGUCCAUCUUGAGCCGCCUGCCACCCGAGGCAUUGACCGCUCCAUCUGGUGGCCAGUGGGGGGGAGAGCCUGAGGGCAGCUGCUACCAGACCUUCAGGCAGUACUGUGGGGCUGCGUGCACCUGCCAUGUGCGGAACCCGCUGUCUGCCUGCUCCAUCAUGUAGCACCCACCUGCCCGCUGCUGGCCUCCAGUCCUCACUUGCUGCUUCUUCAGGGACCCAGCCCUACCCUGUCACCCGCUGACCUUCCCUUGCCCACCACGGCUUGUGGCCCUACCCUGUGUGGCAUUGUCACUGCAGCCAACUCUGCCAUUAAAACUCUUUGCCAAAGUU